Molecule: messenger RNA, 1595 nt
Organism: Eruca vesicaria subsp. sativa (arugula)
Lineage: Eukaryota; Viridiplantae; Streptophyta; Magnoliopsida; Brassicales; Brassicaceae
Source: the annotation of a GenBank genome assembly
CAGCACUCGUAUCGAAAUAACUUUACACCCUUAUCCGCCGUCUCUCUCUCGAUCAGUUCUCUUCUCGAUAACGGUGUAAUGUCAUCCCCAGAGCCUUCGGAGAAGAAGAAGGAAAAGAAGCGGAAGACAAGGAAGAAACAUCAAGAUGAGAGGCAGCCUAAAAAGCCUAAGUAUUCACCUUCAAAGUGGGACACAAGUAGCUCUGAAUCUGAGAAUGAGAGCCUCUAUCAUCGAAACGAACUCGUUGUUGGAAAUCUUCCUAGAAAUGCUACCCGUAACUCUGUGAUGAAGUUUUUUAAUGGCAAGCCUGAUGACGCAAAUGCUCGUGACCUUCUUAACCAAAAAGGUGAAUUUGUCGACCGUCAAGGCGUGGCCAGGUUUCAUUCUCGUUCUGAUACAAAAGAGGGUCUGGCCUUGAAUGGUAAAAAGUUCGGAGGAAGAACAAUUUACGUUACACGGAAUGGUAACAGUCGAGAAAUAAUGUGUGUUAGUGGUUUCAACAACCAAGUAGCCGUAGAUGAUAUCAAAGAGGAGCUUAGUCGUGUAUUCAGCCAACGUGGAGAACUUCUGAAUAUAUUUCUACCAGUGGAUAGUAUUACUGGUUCCAGUCUUGGGUUUGGGUACAUAUACAUUGAUCUUAUGGAAAAAUCUUACAAGGAUUUGAUUCAGUCUACCGAAAUUGGUGGCGUUCAAGUUAAUAUCAGAGAGGCUAAACCUAAACUAUACUACCGAGCUGAAAUGGAGGGUACACAGCAACCAGUCUUGAUAGAGGGAAGUGAUGAAGAAAAGAAGUUUACUCUGAAAAAGAAGCUAUUACCUAUACCACCCAAUUUACACAACUUGGUGGCGAAUCAAAGGAGAUUCUCUUGGAGAAAGGAUAAACCGAACUUAAUCCCUGAGACUCGUAAACAACUGGCAUCUGAAUGUUGGGCUAUUGGCCUUCACAAAGGUCUUUUAGCUUCUGCUAAACAAGCAGGAAAAAAAGAACCAGUUCCUACAAUUGAAGAGAUUGUUAAGGGUGUUGAUGCUGCUUAUCAAGCAUCAGGAGAAGGGAUCCGUAGGCUGAAGUAUGCACUUCCCUUCAUGCAGAACCACUGCAAGGAAAUGCUUGUUUACCGCCGGCCUAGAGGUGAUGAUGUGGCCCUCUUUGAAGAUUUUGAGAGACUUCUCAUUGAUGUUUCGACAAAAGUACCUGUCAUGGUAACAGUUGAGUGUGUUCCAGGUUUUGUGCAGUUCAAUGGACAAGGAAUGUAUCGGCCAAAUGAUAUUGACUGUUAUUUGAGGACUUUCGAAAAGUUUCCAAUCCAUUGUCUCUUCUUGACUGGAAAUGAUAUUGAUGAGAAUGGGAUUGAGUUCUGGCAACUCCAGGAAACUUCUGGAAAGGAGUAUGGAGAUGACGAGGGUUUCAUUAAGAUGGAAAGACACAAGUGCCUGAUUAAAUCAGUGGUUGUUUUCAAGCAUUGAAGUGAAGUGGAGGAGAUCCUGGGCAGAGACCGUUAUUGUUGACUUUUUUUCUAAGAUGUUUAUAUGCAAACUUUGUUUUGUAACCAACUUUUCUUUUUGUACUGUCUAAACAUUGAGAUAGUUGUCAUGAC